AUGACCACCCCCCUUGACAGCCACUCCAAGCAAUACUCACACCUCGGCGGCACCACACCCGAAGUCAUCGACCGCCUCAUCAUAAGCGAGCUAUGCAAAGGCUGGCCCAUGUACAGAGAUAACUCGGAAUGGGCCAACUUCCGAUCCAUGUUUACUGACGACGCGCACAUAUGGACAACCUGGUCAACAAAUUGCCAAAUUGACGAAUUCAUCAAAAUAUCCAAACAGGGUAAAGCCAACGGCGCGUUCAUCAUGCACCGCGAAAACAGCACCCUCGUCGAACUCAACCAGCAGUCGCAACGUGCAGUGGGCAAAAUGAAGGCCACUAUCACGCAGCGCUUUCAGGCCACACAAGACGGGACUUCAUCGCCGCUGAUAUAUGACGUCGACUGUGAUUGCCGAUAUAUAUUCUUCUGUAAGAAGGAUGCGGCUCAUGAGGGGGAUUGGAAGGUGCAGUUCGUCAAGAUCAUCUACGAAAAGGACAAGGUGUGCUCUGUCGAUGGGACAUCAGUGCCGCAUUUCUCGUCGGAAGAGCUGAGCAAGUAUCCUGACGGGUAUCGUUAUCUUGGUGCAGCACAGGCUCGGUUGGGUCAUCGUAUUCAUACGCAGCUUGCGACGCUGCGAGAACCGUAUUGGAGUAAGAUGUAUGAGUGUAUGGAGAACUGGCUGGAUGGACAUGACGAUCCUGGUUUGUUUUGGGAGCACCAACAAGAGUAG
This is a messenger RNA of Pochonia chlamydosporia 170, 717 nucleotides long. Its product is annotated as catabolic 3-dehydroquinase protein. The transcript has 2 exons. Lineage: Eukaryota; Fungi; Ascomycota; Sordariomycetes; Hypocreales; Clavicipitaceae. Bases 1 to 717 code for a protein of 238 amino acids. The record is from RefSeq and is a predicted model, not a curated record.